This is a messenger RNA of Dothidotthia symphoricarpi CBS 119687, 970 nucleotides long. RefSeq names its product alpha/beta-hydrolase. The record is from RefSeq and is a predicted model, not a curated record. The transcript has a single exon. The coding region runs from base 316 to 897 and encodes 193 amino acids. NCBI's taxonomy places the organism in Eukaryota, Fungi, Ascomycota, Dothideomycetes, Pleosporales, Dothidotthiaceae. Gene Ontology annotation, cellular component: cytoplasm. Gene Ontology annotation, molecular function: palmitoyl-(protein) hydrolase activity; carboxylic ester hydrolase activity. Gene Ontology annotation, biological process: protein depalmitoylation.
CGGGGUACACCAUAUCGAUAUAAAUCGUUCUGUAUUGUGGGGUGGCUGUAGGUCAUCAUCUUCCGAUUGCUUUUUUUGAGUAGGAGUCAACCCUGUGCACAUCAUGCCUGCCGAGAGGAAACCGCCCAUAAUCAUCCCACCUUCUGAGCCGCCUCAAGACGCCACAAAAUCUGCGGCCAUCAUCUUCGUCCAUGGCCUAGGUGAUGAAGCAGAAGGCCCUGAAAGUUGGUCGAAUUUGGCAAGAACCACUAGCUAGGACCUAACCACUACACAGGCAUUGCACGUCAGUUCCAGCGCGCUGGCAAGCUCCCACACAUGACAUGGGUGCUUCCCAAUGCCCUUGAAAACCACGAUCUGGCAACUACGGCUUGGUUCAUGCCCACAAGACUAUCACCCUACCCACCAUCCAGGCCUGAGCUGGAAGACGAUGAAGACGAGGAGGGCAUGAUGGCCACUGUGGCCUAUCUAACCACUCUAAUCGAUGACCUGGUGAAGCAAGGCAUUCCCGAGAAGAGGAUCGUGCUCGGAGGGUUUUCGCAAGGACAUGCUAUGGCACUUCUUACUGGCCUGGUCUCUCGGUACGCUGGGAAACUCGGGGGGCUGGUUGGGUUGUCAGGGUUUAUGCCUAUAGCAGAAAGAGUUCCGGCUCUUAGAGAAGAGGCGGGCCUGUCAAAGGACGUGGAUGAUGACGUUGAAGUGUUUGUAGCAAGGGGAAGUGCUGAUAGACUUGUUCCGAAGCGCUAUCAUCGCAUUUGUUACGAGUCGUUGUAUGGGUAUGGAGUCAGAAAAGAGCUGGUGACGGUGAAUGAGUAUGAGGGGAUGGGGCAUUCCAUGAAUGCAGCAGAACUACGGGACCUUUGUGCGUGGCUCGAAAAGGUCAUCCCGGCGCAGGAGUAAUGGCAUGUUUAGAGACAUCGAAGUUGGAGAUGGUCGUAGCAAAAUGAAUCGUGGUUGGUGGAGUAGACGAGCC